Messenger RNA from Labrus bergylta (ballan wrasse), 954 nucleotides. Its product is annotated as olfactory receptor 52N2-like. NCBI's taxonomy places the organism in Eukaryota, Metazoa, Chordata, Actinopteri, Labriformes, Labridae. Gene Ontology annotation, molecular function: odorant binding; olfactory receptor activity. Gene Ontology annotation, biological process: G protein-coupled receptor signaling pathway; detection of chemical stimulus involved in sensory perception of smell. The record is from RefSeq and is a predicted model, not a curated record. Gene Ontology annotation, cellular component: membrane.
AUGAUGGAGAACCAGACUGUAAGCACAGAUUUUCUACUUCUGGAAGGGAUAAAACUGCUACCCCAGUCCAAAGUCGCCACCUUCACAGUUCUCCUCCUCAUAUACAUCUUUAUCCUGGUGUCCAACAUUGGCCUGGUGGUCCUGAUCUCAUUGGAGAGGAGCCUCCACCAGCCCAUGUAUCUGCUCUUCUGUAACAUGGGUAUAAAUGAUGUGUUCGGGUGCACGGCGCUCAUUCCACGCUUGCUGAGCGACCUCUUUAUUCCUUACGCAGAGCGCUACAUUCAUUACAUCAACUGUGUGAUUCAGGCCUUCUGUCUUCACCUUUAUGCCAGCAACUGUCACACCGUACUCAUUAUCAUGGCUUUUGAUCGCUACGUGGCAAUCUGUAACCCCCUCCGAUAUGCCACCAUCAUGACCAGCAAGAUGGUGGUGAAGCUGUCUGUGUCUGCCUGGGCGGUGUCGUUCAUAUUGGUGCUUAUCCUGCUGAGCCUCAGUGUCCGCCUGUCGCGCUGUAGGGCGGAAAUAUUCCACCCAUUCUGUGAUAACGCCUCCCUGUUUAAGCUGUCCUGUGAAAGUGUCCUCAUCAACAACAUCUAUGGUCUUGGCUACACCGUGCUCCUGCUGGGCACCUCAAUCGGCAGCGUCACGCUCACAUACAUGAAGAUUGCUGCUGUGUGUGUGAUCAGUAAGAGCAAGGUGCUGAACAGCAGAGCGCUGCAGACCUGCGUCACACACCUGGCUGUGUACAUCAUCAUGUUAAUGUCAGGCAGCAUAAUAAUUAUCCUACACCGUUUCCCUCAUUUAUCACAAGAAAGGAAGAUGUCAUCCAUCCUGUUUCACGUCAUUCCUCCUGCCAUGAACACUGUUAUCUACGGACUACAAAUCAAAGCAGUCAGAGAAAAAAUCCUUAUCAUGUUUUUACGGAAGACAAUGGCUGUGGCAGAUGUGAAAUGA